Molecule: messenger RNA, 1062 nt
Organism: Heterocephalus glaber (naked mole-rat)
Lineage: Eukaryota; Metazoa; Chordata; Mammalia; Rodentia; Bathyergidae
Source: RefSeq, a predicted model, not a curated record
ACGUUCAAGUUUUUGUGUGCCUUGGGUUCCAUCUGGGGCCCCCCAGCUCCAUGCAGUAACCUAGCUCCUCAGCCUACUCUGCACCCCGAGAGGAAGUGGGGCUACCAGCCCCCAUGGGGCAAUGCAACGGCCUCCCAGCCCCAGCUAUAAGAGGGAAGGUGGGAUAGGGUGGGCCAGAGACCCUGGAAUCCUGGCCCCACCAUGACUCAAGGCCACGGAGCACCCAGCCCUGCCCUCACCUAUGUGCUGCUGGCCCUGCUGCUGGGCGGCCCUGCGCUGGCCUCAGACAUCGUGGGUGGCCACCCAGCACGGCCCCACUCCAGGCCCUACAUGGCAUCACUGCAGCGGCUCGGAGGCCACUUCUGUGGUGGGACCCUGAUCGCCAGGAACUUCGUGAUGUCAGCUGCGCACUGCGUGAACGGCCUAAACUUCAGAUCAGUGCAGGUGGUACUGGGUGCGCAUGACCUGAGGCGGAGAGAGCGGACCCGGCAGACCUUUGGUGUCCAGCGGAUCUUUGAGAACGGCUUCGACCCCACGCUCUUGCUCAAUGACAUCGUAAUUCUCGAGCUCAACGGGUCGGCCAGGGUCAACUCCAACGUCCAGGUAGCUCGGCUACCCGCCCAGGGCCGCGGCGUACAGAACCAGGCGCGUUGCCUGGCCAUGGGCUGGGGCCGCCUGGGCACGAACCGCCCGGCGCCGAGCAUCCUGCAGGAGCUCAACGUGACUGUGGUGACGUCCCAGUGUCGCCGCCGCGUCAACGUCUGCACCCUGGUGCCGCAGCGCCGGGCCGGCAUCUGCUUCGGCGACUCCGGGGGCCCCCUGGUCUGCAACGGGCUGGUCCAAGGAAUCGAUUCCUUCAUCCGCGGCGGCUGCGGCUCCGGCCUCUACCCAGACGCCUUUGCCCCGGUGGCAGAGUUCAUAGACUGGAUCAACUCCAUCAUCCGCAGAGGCCAGCAGGACCCCCGGCCCCACCCCAGAGUCCCCAUGAGCAGGACCCUCUAGGAAUGGGCCACUUCUGCCCCCCCACCACGCCUGGUACAAUAAAAGCCCCACUGUUUUGUA